GAUUCUCCAUUCUCCUCUCUGCACCGUGCCGUCGUCCGCAUUUCAUUGUGGCUGCGGCCUCGUAAUCUCUGCAGUGCAUCAAUCAGUCUGAAUCAUACUUAUCUUUGGGUCGGCUCCGAAGUGAACCAUAUGUUCCACGUUAGCGACACUUGUUGAGUUUUGGUUUGAUUCUCCCGGUUUUCCUAAACAUGACUAGCGAUGUAUUGAGAUCCUGAUGCAUCGGAAGCAGGCUGACGUUGCUGCCAACUACUCUCACGAGUACAGUCUUCUUCGGGAUGCUGUAGACGAUACAAAUCCGAGCCGUGCCAAGAUGGACCCUUACAUGGGAGUGGGGCCUCCGCCAGACCUGCGUGUGUUCACCGUGGGUUUCGGCCUGGUACAGCUCGUGGGGCUCACCUGCGUUGUGUUGGUGGCCGUGUGGACGAACCAUUUCCUAGGUGGGUUCGCCGGGCCCAGCAACCCAAAGCUCGAGUUCAACUACCAUCCCCUCUUCAUGGUUCUUGGUCUUAUCUUCUGCUAUGGGAACGGCAUCCUUGUUUAUCGUGUGCUCCGCCACGAGCGCAAGACCCGACUGAAGCUCCUGCAUGCCGGCCUCCAGGGGCUGUCCUUCAUAUUUGCUGUGGUAGCUCUCAAGACAGUUUUUGACUCGCACGAUUUGGUACCUUCUCCUAUUCCCAACUUGUACUCCCUGCACAGUUGGCUUGGCCUCACAGCAGUCAUACUCUUCUCAAUGCAGUUUUUUGUAGGGUUUGUGACUUUCCUGUUUCCGGGACUGGGCCAGCUGCUGCGGGCCAAGUACCUUCCGCUCCACGUCUUCUUCGGUCUCGCUAUUUUCGUCAUGGCUGUGGCUGCGGCUCUCAUGGGCAUCACGGAGAAGCUCAUAUUUAAACUGACACCUGGAGGGUACAGUGCAAUGCCUAACGAAGCAUACCUUGCAAACUUCCUCGGGCUCCUGCUCGUCAUCUUUGCAUCCCUCGUCGUCUACCUUGCAACACAAACUGCGUACAGACGACAGCCUUUGCCAGAGGAGGCAGCCCUUCCUCUAGAACCUCAGACCCCAGCUGACUGCCAAUGGUUGCCUCAUUCGCAGGAGUGCCAACAGUGUGUUCAUCUCCCCCGUGGUCGCUCCCAAUGCCAUCGAUAUCCUCCUUUCCGGAACCAAACGUUAAAAGAAGGAAAGUCCAAACAAAUCGCUUCUUCGCCUGAUGACAUUGGACAUGAUGUUCAGCACAUAUGCUGAGCAUACUGCUGUCUACACUGACGGAUCCUCUACGGCCUUAUCCUUGUAAGCUCGGCCCCUUUGGCAUGAAGUCGGUUUAGGUGCCCCACGGAAAUCGCCCUGCGCUCUACAUAUCCUCUAUGUC
Molecule: messenger RNA, 1364 nt
Organism: Ornithodoros turicata
Lineage: Eukaryota; Metazoa; Arthropoda; Arachnida; Ixodida; Argasidae
Product: transmembrane ascorbate-dependent reductase CYB561-like
Exons: 8
Coding region: 215-1240 (341 amino acids)
Molecular function (GO): oxidoreductase activity
Source: RefSeq, a predicted model, not a curated record